Molecule: messenger RNA, 1569 nt
Organism: Aspergillus nomiae NRRL 13137
Lineage: Eukaryota; Fungi; Ascomycota; Eurotiomycetes; Eurotiales; Aspergillaceae
Product: cytochrome P450
Exons: 1
Coding region: 1-1569 (522 amino acids)
Molecular function (GO): iron ion binding; oxidoreductase activity, acting on paired donors, with incorporation or reduction of molecular oxygen; heme binding
Source: RefSeq, a predicted model, not a curated record
AUGUACAGCUUACUUCUCAUCAUCACUCUCCAUUUCCUCCUCAUCUACUAUAUUAUCAUACCGAUUAUCAACUACUUCCGUGACCCUAAGGGUCUCCGAAAGUACCCUAACCUGACCGUUGUGUCCGGCAUCUCUGACCUCCCACUCGUUUACUACUCCCACAAAGGCAUCCGCUCGCAGGUCCUCUUCGAAGCACACAAAAAGCACCCGGUCCUCCGAAUUGGGCCCAAUAAACUCUCCUACGCAGACCCUGUUGCCAUCAAAGACAUUUACGGACACGGGACGAAGUGUACCAAAGAUGUCUUCUACUCAGCACUAUCUGGCUCACACUACCACCUCGCAGAUGUAGUGGACAAAGAAGAGCAUGCUCGAAAGCGCAAAGUUCUCUCCAGCGCCUACGCCAUCAAGAACCUUGAAGAUUGGGAAUACAAGGUGGCCGAUAUGACGCAACGCAUCAUCACAGCGUUUGAUGAGAGAUGCACCAGUCCAUUGCCCAAAGGCCAAAAUCCAGACCCCAAGGACCUUACAAUCGAUUAUCGCAUGUGGGCGAAUCUGUACACCAUUGCCGCCAUUGCUAAUAUCGGACUUAGCGAGGAUCUCCGAUUCCUAGAUCAAGGCAAUGAUAUUAUCGCGUCGGAAGCAAAGGACGGGACUGUGAAAAAGGUCCACUUUCGGGAUUGUCUGUACGCCAAUGCGUCGGCUACUUCGACUCUGGUGUGGGCCUAUGAUUGGUACGAGACGACGAUCCGAGUCAGCAAACUGGUGUCCUCAACGUAUCGCGAGAAAUGGAAACUAGCUCGGGAUUGGGACGGGAUCGUGAACAACCGAGCGACAACACGGUGGAAGCGAUAUCAGAAAGGAGAAAAGCUCGACGACUUCUUCUCUGCGCUCAUGGAAGACAGGAACGGUGCUCCGAAUAAUCUCGAAUGGGGAGAAAUCGUAGCUGAAGUGAGCAUCAUGAUGAACGCGGGCUCUGAUACCACAGGGAUUUCCCUGAACAACGUGAUGCUCCUUUUGUUGAAGAAUCCGCAUUGUCUGGAAAAGCUACGAGAGGAGAUCGACGGGGUCCUGGAGGACGAUGAGAUUAUUGCGCCUUAUGGCAAAGUGAAGCAUCUGCCCUAUUUGCGAGCCUGUCUCGAUGAAAACAUGCGCCUAUACCCACCGGUGUCAUUCCAUGUUCCGCGCCGGACACCUCAGGAAGGCACCACUAUCAGGGGUGAAUUCGUGGCAGGCGAUACUUCCGUCGGUAUAUCGGCAUAUGUGGUUCAUCGCAACGAGGACAUAUUUCCAGACCCAGACACAUAUAAGCCUGAGCGCUGGCUCGGUGAGAAGGGUCGUGAUCUUCAGCCGUAUUUUGUUGCUUUCAGUGCGGGCGCUAGAGGGUGCAUCGGUCGUAAUAUUAGUUAUCUGGAACAGACAGUUCUUCUAGCUUCACUUGUGCAUCGCUUCGAAUUCGCUUUGCCGUCGCCGUCCUGGGAGCCGGUCAGACAUGAAACGACAAAUUCUAACUCAGGGCCUAUGCCGCUGAAGGUGUGGAGGCGAGCAAGUAGAGUAUGUGAAGAUAGCUAG